Molecule: messenger RNA, 3474 nt
Organism: Penaeus vannamei (Pacific white shrimp)
Lineage: Eukaryota; Metazoa; Arthropoda; Malacostraca; Decapoda; Penaeidae
Product: BAG domain-containing protein Samui
Molecular function (GO): protein-folding chaperone binding
Source: RefSeq, a predicted model, not a curated record
AGUGAUUUGCGUCGGAAUAUUCGCGCUGCAUAGGAAUGUAGCGACGUUUUAUGUGUAUGAACACAGGCUAUACUCCUAAUAUUUCUCGAUUUCUUGAAAGGCAUUUAUAGAUAUAUGACUAAUGGCAGGAGUGUCCUUUCCUGUUCGUGAAUUUGGUGUGGACUGCCUAAGGUGCAAAGCGCAAGGAAUUGUUUAGAAAAUAUCCAUGGAUGUUUGCUACGGAGUUCAGAAUGUGCGCUUGUUCUCGGAAUUGGAGAGUUCUAGAGCGGCGGAGGGAGAAAAGUUGGUUUGAGCGGCGGGCCCGGCCGAGCCUUGGUGGGCGCCUCUGGUGGGCCGGUGGGCUGGCCGAGGGCGCGCUGCCAACACCUUGCCAGCAGCACGCCCGGGCUUCUAGAACAAGUUGGAGGACCAAGGCCGAGGCUGGGCAGCGCGAAGUGAAAGUGGACGUCGGCGGCCGGGAUUGGACUGUGAAGGGGCGGGCGGGAGACAGGAAGCGGGUUCGUGGCGCUUCGAGUGCGGCGCUGAGGCCUCGGCGGAAAGACCCGCCCGCGGACGGAAAAUGCGACGUCGUGUUUGGGGAUGAGUCAGGCUGUCCAGGCUGUCGCCAUUCAUCUCGCGUUAGCCAUGGCCGGCUGAUUUUCCUGUUUUCUUCCGUGUGAAGCUUCUCAUUGCGAGCGCGGCUGCGACCUCUGGCAGUCGCCAAGAAAACGGGACGCGCAGAACUUUUUUCUUUAGGUGUAAUUGACCUCAAGGUGUAAAAAACAACCGCAAUAUUGACUUGACGAAGCAGGAGUUGCUAUUGAGAAUCAAGUGCGAAAGUGGUCCGUUUCUCGUGAGGGACAACACCCUACUGGACGUCAGUCCGGGGCCUUAUUAGGGAAAGAGUCCCUGAGUCAGCGCGUCGGUUUCGGAGUCCGCGCCAUGUGGCCGUCGCACAUCGCCAAGCCGCUCCAGCGAGCCCCCGUCAAGAGAUCGGCGGAGGACGGCGAGGACCUGGCCCGCCGCUGCAUGGGCGACCUGCGCGGACGCCACGGCAUGUUCCGCAUGCCCGACUGGAUGUCGGAGGACGACGACAUGAGCGACCUAGCACACCGCAUGUCGCACGCGCCACACUUCGCCACCAUGGGCCGUCGAGGUGGCCCCUGGCGGGAGCGCCGAAGCUCGGGGGGCUCGGCCAUGAGCGCCACCUCCGAGGACGACUCCUGCGACGCCGCGGCCACAGACAAGUCCUCGCAGUGCUCCGGCGGCUCCACAGAAGGCCCUGCGACCUCACACGAAAUCCCCAUUCGUCUGGAGGCUCCGGCCCCGCCCUCUGCGUCUCGACAGCAGCAGCAGCAGGUAGAGAACGAGCCGGUGGCGCCGCUGCGAACGAGCCACGCCAGAAACGCCCCUCAGUACCCAGUCAGAACCACGUCCGCCGUCGACGCCUCCGACCAUUCGAGGGAUGUCCCGCGGAGCACGCGGUGUGCGUCCGCGCCCCCCGAGAUGGCUGAACAGCCCCUGCAGCCGCAGGCAAGCCAGGCGUCGCCGCAGCAGCAGCGGUUCGUGUCAAAGAUCAGCAUCACGCCCCAGGCUCCCCAGGGCCCCGGCACCCCGCCGGCGAAGCCCGCGUCGCCGCUCCCCGCCAAGUUCAACACGAUUCCCAAGCCAUUCGUCCCAGCGAACAAAACGCAGACACAGACGGCCCCGCAAGAGCAGCAGCAGCAGCCGUUCGAGGAACAGCAGCAGCACGGUCACAUGGCGAGUCCUCAGAUGCAGUACCAGCAGCCUCCGCAGCCCCAGCAGCAAGUGCCUUCACAGACAACACCUCAGUAUCAACAGCAGUACCAGCAACAGCAGCCGCAGUUCCAUCAGCAGUACCACCAGCAACAGCCACAGUACCAGCAGCAGUACCACCAGCAACAGCCACAGUACCAGCAGCAGUACCACCAGACGCCCCUCCAGCAGCAGCAGCAGUCCCCGCGACAGUCUGGCCAAAGGCCGAGCGUCGUACGCAACAUCCCCAUUUUUGUCGAGGGUCGUGACGGCCCUCUCGUCAACGAGGAGAGCGGCACCCCGCCCAAGCCAGCUCCUCAAUGGGGACAGCAGUGGCAGCAGCCGCAGCCGCAGCAAAAUCAGCAUCCUCAGCCGCCACUACCGCAGCAACAGCGGCAACAGUUCAAACAACAGAACCAGCCUCAGCAGCCUCAGUCGCAGCCAAUACCUCAGCCUGUGCCCAUGCCCAUGCCCCAGCCUCACUCCCAGCCACAGGCCCAGACCCCCCCUCAGCAGCAGCAGCAGCAGCAGCAGCAGUUGCAGCAGCAGCAGCAGCAAGCCGAGCCCAAGCCGCCGCAGCCCGCGAAGGACCCGCGCUUGUCCCAGAUCGAGUCCGUGAAGGCGUCCGUGGACGAGUACCGCGCUAAGGUCGAGGCCUUUUCGGGCUCGAAGAAAAGCCGGGAGUUCCUGUACCUCGACGAAAUGCUCACCCGCGCCCUCCUUCAGCUCGACAACGUGGACCCCGACGGGCGCGACGACGUGCGACAGGCUCGUCGCGCCGUCAUUAAGGACAUCAACGCCGCGAUCUCACUCCUGGAGUCCAAGGCAGCCGAGCCGGAGCAGGCGCAGAAGGAGAAGACGCCCACGCCAGUGGCCACGCACGAGGCUGCGGCUGAGCCCAAGGUUGACUCGGAGGCAACAGAAGAGAAUCGGACAACAGAGGAGGAAAAGGCAGCCGAACAGAAGACUGAAGAAAACGUAGGGGCAACUGCAAAGACAGAGGUUCCCCCGGCGGAGGACACGGAAAAAGAGGCAGAGGAGGCGAGGGCGGAGGCUACGGGAGCCCGGGAGGCGGCGGCGGCUGCCUCCAACGACAACAAAACAGAGACUGAGGAGAAAAGUUCCACGUAGCUUCAAUUAAGGGAUUUGUCUACUAGAGUUCACUGCAUCCUGCAUGUGUCCAGGUGAUAUGUAUAUAUAAAAUAUAUAAAUGUGUGUUUGUGUAUUAAAUUUAUUUAUAAGUGGAUUCAAUAAAAUGAAAGAAUGAGGAAUGUCGUGUUGGUUCUCCCAGUGUGUAGCUGAAACAUUAAAAGAAUUGCGAGACUGACUUUAGAAAUAAGUGCUAAGAUGCAACACGUAACCCAGUUACACAAGAUGAAUUUUUCCAUUGAUCAGAUGGGAAACCAUAUAUCGUGGGAAUUUUAUAUAACAUAUAUGGAAUUAAUAAUAUCACAGCUAGACAUCAGUUUAUUUGAUAGAAACUGGAAAGCCAUUCGGAAAUGCCUGAAGCGACGUAGCCUCAGGAUGUUCCGGCACUGCUUGGCACGGCGCCCGGGAGUGCCAGGGCGCUUCCGUGGCCCUGGGUUAUUUUGGCACAAUGAGAGCUGAGAGAAGCAGUGGUGGGUGGGAAGUCCCUAAGCAGUGGAAGGCCCGUUACAUCACAGAUCUGUCAGCUGAUGCAGACCUGAUGUCAUGGCUCGGACGCCGACUUCUGCUUGG